Molecule: messenger RNA, 1937 nt
Organism: Gracilinanus agilis (Agile Gracile Mouse Opossum)
Lineage: Eukaryota; Metazoa; Chordata; Mammalia; Didelphimorphia; Didelphidae
Gene: STRADB
Product: STE20 related adaptor beta
Exons: 11
Coding region: 50-1309 (419 amino acids)
Biological process (GO): protein phosphorylation
Molecular function (GO): protein serine/threonine kinase activator activity; ATP binding; protein kinase activity
Source: RefSeq, a predicted model, not a curated record
CUAUAAAUUAGAUGGAUUUAUGUUAUUUUCUGUGAACUAAAGUGAUUCAAUGUCUCUUCUGGAUUGUUUCUGUACUUCACGAACACAAGUUGAAUCAAUCAGAAUUGAAAAACAGUCUGAAACCAGCAUCCACCAAUCCUUGGUAGAUGAGCCAACCUUCUCUUGGAUACCUUCCUCUUCUGGAGGCAGAGAAAUACCAUUAUGCUCUUCCAAUGUUUCUCACUAUGAACUCCAAAUAGAAAUAGGAAAAGGAUUUGACAAUUUAACUUCGGUCUACCUCGCACGGCAUACUCCCAGUGGAACAUUAGUGACUAUAAAAAUUACAGACCUGGAAAAUUGCUCUGAAGAACAUUUGGAGGUUUUGCAGAAAGAAGUGAUACUCUCUCACUUUUUCCGGCACCCAAACAUUACAACAUACUGGACAGUGUUCACAACUGGCAGCUGGCUUUGGGUUAUUUCUCCAUUUAUGGCUUAUGGUUCUGCAAGCCAACUCUUGAGGACUCACUUUCCUGAAGGAAUGAGUGAAACUUUAAUAGGAAACAUUCUCUUCGGAGCAGUGAGAGGGUUAAACUAUCUGCACCAAAAUGGCUGUAUUCACAGGAGUAUUAAAGCCAGUCACAUCUUGAUUUCUGGAGAUGGCCUCGUAUCUCUUUCUGGUCUGUCCCGUCUCUACAGCUUGGUUAACCAUGGUCAAAGAUCUAAGGCUGUGUAUGAUUUUCCCCAGUUCAGCACAUCAGUUCAUCCAUGGCUGAGCCCAGAACUUCUAAGACAGGAUCUGUAUGGUUAUAAUGUGAAGUCAGAUAUUUACAGUGUCGGCAUUACAGCAUGUGAAUUAGCCAAUGGGCAUGUACCUUUCCAAGACAUGCAUCGUACGCAGAUGCUGUUACAAAAACUGAAAGGUUCUCCUUCCUGCCUAUUAGAGAGAAACGCAUCCCUUCAAGCAGAAUCGAGAUCAAAAAACUCCCGCUCUGGUGUAGACUCUGGAAUUGGAGAAAGUGUGCUGGUUUCUAGCCUCACACACACUGUGAACAGUGACAGACUGCAGACUCCAUCCUCAAAAACUUUUUCUCCUGCUUUCCAAAGUUUGGUUGAACUGUGUUUGCAACAAGACCCUGAAAAAAGACCAUCAGCAAGCACUUUGCUCUCCCAUGCAUUUUUCAGACAGAUUAAAGAACAAACCCAGGAUUCAUUACUUUCAUUGCUGCCUCCGGCCUAUGAUAAAUGGCCAGUGGCAGUGCCCCCAGUAUCCAUCUGGACUGAGUCUAACUGUGUUCUUCGUGAUGAAGAAGAUAGAGGCUGGGAAUUCUAGAGAUGCCAAAUCUCCCUUAUGUCCUAUUUACUUGACCUCUUUGCUGCUUUUUCUCUACGUUGGCUAAGUACAUGUGCCAGAGCCAUACUUGAAAAUACAGUUGUUGCACUGGAAAUUAAUUUUUGAACCACUCUUGCCAAAGGGAGCACUAUUCUAGCAUCCUUUCCCAAUGGCUCUAAGUGCUAUCUUGAGUACUGGAAACUUAAGAAUCAGGAAUUUGGUUGCUUUUUCAUGCCCUUUUAGUUAUGUAUUUUGUUCACACUGUGAUUAAUUCUUCUCAAUCUCCCAACAUAGUGUUGGUCUAUUUCCUCCUGUUCUUGGCUCCCUUCAACAACAUGGUUUUCUGCUAGUCUCUUGAGCCUUUUGGCCCCCUAGCACAGGACAAAUGGCCAAUCCAUCUCAGCACAAAGCGAUUUUAAGUAGAAGGAAAAAUGUUUAUAUUUUUUUCAUUGUCUCCUGAUAACUAUUCUAUAUCAAUCUGAGCCUGACAUUAAACAAUUCACUUAUAUUUAUAUAAAUGAAUAUGCAAUUUAUUUCUUUUUCCAAUAGCUAAUUGGUUAUACUUUUUUACCUUUGAAAAUUAUAAGGUUUCCAUCUGUGGACACUGAAUAAAUAUUUAUUGAAUUGA